Messenger RNA from Salvelinus namaycush (lake trout), 2718 nucleotides. RefSeq lists its product as uncharacterized. Bases 185 to 1441 code for a protein of 418 amino acids. The record is from RefSeq and is a predicted model, not a curated record. The transcript is spliced from 3 exons. NCBI's taxonomy places the organism in Eukaryota, Metazoa, Chordata, Actinopteri, Salmoniformes, Salmonidae.
GUUGUUCCUAGUCUUCUCGUGGAACUGGCACAUUCAAAACAGACCUGGUGUUUGGGAAAGAAGACUGAAACCUCCUGCUCUGACUGAGGACGAAGAACAAGGUGCGCUGCCUAUGGACUGAGCCGUCUCUGAUCCGGUCCAGACACAUGCUUACUGUGCAGUCUCGGAACCCGUAGCCCUGAACAUGGCCCUAAUGGCAAACCAUCAGUCUCUGAACAUGGCCCUAAUGGCAAACCAUCAGUCUCUGAACAUGGCCCUAAUGGCAAACCAUCAGUCUCUGAACAUGGCCCUAAUGGCAAACCAUCAGUCUCUGAACAUGGCCCUAAUGGCAAACCAUCAGUCUCUGAACAUGGCCCUAAUGGCAAACCAUCAGUCUCUGAACAUGGCCCUAAUGGCAAACCAUCAGUCUCUGAACAUGGCCCUAAUGGCAAACCAUCAGUCUCUGAACAUGGCCCUAAUGGCAAACCAUCAGUCUCUGAACAUGGCCCUAAUGGCAAACCAUCAGUCUCUGAACAUGGCCCUAAUGGCAAACCAUCAGUCUCUGAACAUGGCCCUAAUGGCAAACCAUCAGUCUCUGAACAUGGCCCUAAUGGCAAACCAUCAGUCUCUGAACAUGGCCCUAAUGGCAAACCAUCAGUCUCUGAACAUGGCCCUAAUGGCAAACCAUCAGUCUCUGAACAUGGCCCUAAUGGCAAACCAUCAGUCUCUGAACAUGGCCCUAAUGGCAAACCAUCAGUCUCUGAACAUGGCCCUAAUGGCAAACCAUCAGUCUCUGAACAUGGCCCUAAUGGCAAACCAUCAGUCUCUGAACAUGGCCCUAAUGGCAAACCAUCAGUCUCUGAACAUGGCCCUAAUGGCAAACCAUCAGUCUCUGAACAUGGCCCUAAUGGCAAACCAUCAGUCUCUGAACAUGGCCCUAAUGGCAAACCAUCAGUCUCUGAACAUGGCCCUAAUGGCAAACCAUCAGUCUCUGAACAUGGCCCUAAUGGCAAACCAUCAGUCUCUGAACAUGGCCCUAAUGGCAAACCAUCAGUCUCUGAACAUGGCCCUAAUGGCAAACCAUCAGUCUCUGAACAUGGCCCUAAUGGCAAACCAUCAGUCUCUGAACAUGGCCCUAAUGGCAAACCAUCAGUCUCUGAACAUGGCCCUAAUGGCAAACCAUCAGUCUCUGAACAUGGCCCUAAUGGCAAACCAUCAGUCUCUGAACAUGGCCCUAAUGGCAAACCAUGAGCACGUAAGAGAAGUUGAGGAUCUUCGAGCCAAGCUGGAGAAACUGACCGCUCAACACGACUUUGGUCUACAGCGAUUUGCUGGUUCUGACAAGGAUAUACGUUUUUACACAAGAUUUGCAAGCUACACCCACCGGAUGGCCUUCUGGGACUUGAUUGAGCGGGCAGCAGAGACCGAGUUUAUAAGAGUCAACAAGCACCAAUCCAUCUGAAACAAGUGUUACUGGAAGAAAACCAACACUGCCAUUAAUCGACGAGUUCUUCUUGUUUAUGACUCAUCUGUCGCUGGGUCUGACAGCAGAAGGAUUUAGCCCAUUGGUUUAGCAUCCACCAAUCGACAGUGAGCCGGAUUAUCAUCUCUUGGGCCAACUUCCUCUACUGUCUGCUUGGAUCAGCACGGAUAUAUGGAUCCCCAAGGAAACCAUCAAAUCCCACCUGCCACCUGAGUUGAAGGACUAUCCAGACACCCAGGUAGUGAUGGACUGCACUGAAGUCCGCUGCCAGACACCAUCUUCACUACUACUGCAGAGUGAGGUGUUCUCUUCCUACAAGUCACACUGUACCUUUAUGGGCAUGUUGGGAAUGUCACCACACGGAGCUGUCGUUUUUUGUGUCAUCGUAUGCUGGAUCUGUGAGUGACAAGGAGAUCUUCAAGCAGUCUGGAAUUAGUUCCUUACUCACCCCUGACAUGGCCAUUAUGGUGGAUAAGGGCUUUCUCGUAGAUGACAUUGUUCCGUGCAAUGUCUACCGGCCAGCCUUUCUGUCAAGACACACACAGAUGCCAGCGCAUGAGGUUAAGGGAGACCCAGUCCAUUGCCAGGCUGCAUGUUGAAAGAAUGAUCUGCAGAGUAAAGGAACACAGGCUGUUAGACACAGUCAUCCCCCUGACCAUCUCAGGCAGGCUGUUUGACACAGUCAUCCCCCUGACCAUCUCAGACAGGCUGUUUGACACAGUCAUCCCCCUGACCAUCUCAGACAGGCUGUUUGACACAGUCAUCCCCCUGACCAUCUCAGGAGGCUGUUUGACAGUCAUCCCCCUGACCAUCUCAGGAGGCUGUUUGACAGUCAUCCCCCUGACCAUCUCAGGAGGCUGUUUGACAGUCAUCCCCCUGACCAUCUCAGGAGGCUGUUUGACAGUCAUCCCCCUGACCAUCUCAGACAGGCUGUUUGACACAGUCAUCCCCCCGACCAUCUCAGGCAGCAUCAACCAGUUAUUUGCUGUGGCGUGCCUGUUGAUCAACUAUCAAAGCGGACCUUUGGUCAGAGCAUGGGCCAAGCCAGUGUAAAUGUGUUUAUUUGCUAGCAGCAAAAUAAUAAUGUGUUUAGCUACGACAUGUAUCAAUCAUUUGUGUUGUAGUGAAUAUUAGUUUGUGUGGAGCUUGUAUUGGCUUUAAUUAGGCAACGAGUUUAGGGGGAAAGAAAUCCAGUAAACACAGAAUAGCCAGAAUGUAAGAUUGAAUACAACGUUAGAGAUGUGGAAUUGAUUAAA